AUGAUUUUGGACGAGAAAAACAAAGAAAACAAUAAUCAUCCUCUUCUCAAACAAAUUGACAAAUGGGAACAAGAAUCUAUCAAAAAAAUUCAACAAACAGCAAAUGAAGCACGACAACAAAUUGAAAAAUUAAUUGGUUCACAAAAAGAAAUGAUAUCGAAAGAAUUGCAUGAUCUGGCUGAACAAUUACGAAAAGCUAGAAUAGAUGAUGAUUUUGUUGAAACUGAUCUUCAUAAAUGGACAAACAUGUUAGAAAAACUUCAACGUGAUGUUACUAAUGCUACUCCUUCGAUGACAAUUAGUGAAGAUCCAACAAAAUUACUUGUCGCUAAAAUAUUUGUUUCUUCAACUAUGCAACAGCAUUUAGAAGAAGAAGAAGAACGAUUUGGAAAAUUUAUUGGCAAUGUUUGUAUUGCAGAUAAUGGUCUUUUGGCUUAUCAUCCUGGACCCGAGAGAAGUGAUGCAUUUGUGUGUGGAAGGCAGGAAUAUUCAUCGGGCAGACAUCGAAUUCGGUUUGUUAUAAAUAAGAAAGAUUCAUCAUAUUCUACGUCGUUUAAUAUUAUUUCAAAGUCGACGUCCAGACUUGACAGUCAAUCCGAUCUAGAAAAAUCUGGUUACGGUUGGUUCAGCGACGAUCAUAUUUGUUGUGGCGGUGCUGACGUGUCAUUCUAUAAACUUCGUCAUGAUAUGAAAGGUGAAACAAUAUUUGAAAUCGAACUUUUGAUUGACUGUGAUAAUCAAAAAAUAAGUUAUUUCAAUGAACGAACGAAAAAUAAACGAGAACUGAAUGUUGAUAUUAAAAAAUGUCCAUUUCCUUGGCAAUUACUUUUUUACUUAUUCGAUGUUGAAGAUUCUGUUCGACUUUUGUCUUCAAAAAAAUUACUUUGA
This is a messenger RNA of Rotaria sp. Silwood2, 888 nucleotides long. The record is from the annotation of a GenBank genome assembly. Lineage: Eukaryota; Metazoa; Rotifera; Eurotatoria; Philodinida; Philodinidae.